CGAGCAACCGAACGGCUUGGACGUGCAGCAGCAGUAACAGCAGCGAAUCAGGAGCAAAAGAGAACAGCAGCAGCAGCUUUUUGGCUGGCAGUUUUAAACUUUGAAUGGACAACGGUCAGCAGCAUCAGGAGAAUCUCAAAGAAAAAAAUAAUAAUAAUCAAAACGUUUUGUUAUUUUUUUUUUUUUGUUUUUUUUUUUAUAAAUACAUAUUUCUUGCUUGUUGCUGAUAAAUACUGAAGGCUGGCAGCAAAGUGAAUGACUUUUGAUUGGCAGCGCGAGCGACCGUGCAAAAAGUUAGAGUGAAUAAAACAGAAGUGCAUGAACAUGCAGAAAUGCAUAUUACAAAAAAGAUGUUUUUUUUUACAUUCAUUAUUCUGCGACAUUUCUGUGGCAAAUAUCAAGCAUAUUGAGUGUGUGUGUGUGUGGAUGUAAGCUUGUACGUGCGCGCGUGUGUCUGUACGCAAUUGUGUGUGCGUGUGUAGUUACGUGUUGUGCAUUUCAAAUUGGCAGUGAGCGCUAGGCGCACAAAAAGAAUUACUUUGCGCGCUUAAAAGUAGGCAACGGAAAUGCAACCGACCGAGCUUGGCUGGCAUUUCGAAAGUGUCGCUUUCAUGUGUGUAUGCGUGUGUGCGUGUGUGUGUGUGUGUCUGUGUGUGUGUGUGCUCGCGCGUGUUACUGCAUAAGUUCUUACAGUGCCACGACUUAAGUGCAAAUUUAUGUAUUUUUAAUAGACAGCUGUGCAUGGCAAAAUAAAAUAUAAUAAUAAUUAGCUCAGAAAACAGACAGCUCAUAGAAUUGCCAGCAGCCCACCGACACACUGCCAACUAAGGAACGUCCACUGCCACAAUAAACUUUAAGACAGAAACAUUUAACAACGAACGCAACGAAAAUUACUGCCAAAAACUUAAUCAUGUACAAAAAGCAAGAAAACAGCAACUAAAUUGUUGUAGCAACAUUUUUUUUUUCUGAGUUUUUUUUUCGUUUGUUUUUGUCUGCUGAAAAAGUGCCCCAUUCCAGCAGCAACAAGAACAACAGCAACAGCAACAACAAUUUAGAAGCAGCCAACGUGUUCACAAUUCCGUUAAAGUCGCUGCUCCCGUUGCACGCCGUGUGAGUGCCCAUUGCAGCGUGUGAACAACAUGCAACAUGUGUCAGCAGCAGCAGCAACAGCAGCAGCAACUUCAACAACAACGGAAACUGCCUCGACAUCCGCUCGAGCGCUUCAAAUACUAAGAAACUUUCAACAAACACAGAAGUGUGCAUUAAGGACCGCUAGAGAUCCUCACAGAGGGGUGUAAAAGAGCUUACACCUUUUUCCCGCUUCCAGCUGUGGCAGCAAUUAACUGAUCGUUUGAGCCCAGAUCAGAUUAAUCACCACGGAGGGCAGUCCAGACCAGAGAAUCUCAUUGCGGAUCCUUGAAGGCCCACACUCACACAACAACAAUCAUUGGCAUCCGUCAGAGCAAAACUAUGAUAACAAGACUAUACAAUACCGAAGAGGAUCCCGCCUACUGCUCAUUCAUCUGGGGCGCGAAUCUCACCAGCAGCAAUGACCUCGUCCUGGGCACCACCGCCAAUUCGACCCACAUUUAUGCCAACGACUUGCGAGACGACUUAUAUGCGGACGUGGAGGAUCCGCGCACCGAAUCUCUACGCGAAUACUGCUACGGCCUCAUGUUGCCCGUCAUCUGCGCCCUGGGCAUCAUUGGCAAUGUGCUCAACCUAAUUGUUCUCACACGUCGCAAUAUGCGCGGCACCGCCUACAUCUACAUGCGAGCCUACUCCACGGCCGCACUGCUUGCCAUUGUCUUUGCCAUACCCUUUGGCAUACGCAUGUUGGUGCACAAGGAUCGCGGACAGUGGGAGGAAUUCGGACCGGCAUUCUAUACGGCACAUUUGGAGCUUUUCCUUGGCAAUGGUUGUUUGGGCGUUGGUGUGAUGAUGCUAUUGGUGCUGACCAUCGAGCGGUAUGUGUCCGUCUGUCAUCCGGGAUUUACUCGACCCGUGAUGGGUCCACCAGGCGUGGUUGUGUUUCUCACCUGUUUCGCAACAUUCAUCAUCUACUUGCCGAGCAUCUUCCGAGGCGAACUGAUCAAAUGUAUGCUGACAUCGAACAACGUUUACGUGUACUUACGGCGGGACAACAACAUCUAUCAGCGCACCAUCUUCUACUCGGUGUACAAGAUAAUGCUGGAGGUGAUAUUCAAGCUGAUACCGACGGUUUUGAUAGCGGGCCUCAAUUUGCGAAUCAUGUUGGUUUAUCGUCGCACUUGCGAGCGUCGCCGCCAAAUGGUCCUCACCAGGGCGAACUAUGUGAAGGACGACGAUCCUCGUAAGUUUGCCGAAGAGCGACGUCUAUUUCUGUUGCUUGGCAGCACAUCGAUUCUGUUCCUACUCUGCGUCUCGCCCAUGGCCAUACUACAUAUGACAAUUGCAUCGGAAGUGUUGCCCAGCUUUCCGUUUCAGGUGUUUCGGGCGCUGGCCAACCUGCUGGAGUUGAUCAACUAUUCGAUAACGUUCUAUAUUUACUGUCUGUUCAGUGAGGACUUUCGCAACACUUUGAUGCGCACCAUCAAGUGGCCGUGGCUGAAGAGCAAGCUGUGCCACCAGGUGGAUGAGGUGAGUGCUAGUCCGCCAGCUACGGCCACUGCUGCUGUUUGUAAUCCAGUUUGCCCGCCCCUUCACACAGACACAGACCAUAAAGGGCGUUCCAAUGGUACGAUUCGAUAAGGUGACUUUGCGUAAUCAUCACAUCACCACCACAUCUGGCAUUGGACGUUCGAGCAGCAUAUAGUCCAGGCUAACGCCUCCUCCUACGCCUGUCGCCACGCCUACGCCCACAUCCAUGCCCACAACCAUGCCCACAGCCAUGCCUACGUCCAUCUCCAAGUCAAACUAAAUCGAUCCCCAUCCCGAACUGCCUUUAUGAAUGCUAAAUGUGCUCGAAUUGAACAUAAGUUCCGGUGCUUUUCGCCAUAUAUAUGUAACUCUAAAUGCCGGAAUACCCCCAACAUUUGCCACAUACGUAAACCUAGCUACACUUCUACAAACCCACAUUGAGCUAAUGAGGAGAUGUGUUCAGAGCCCCUUACUGCAGUAUACGAUAUAUAUCUGAUCGAUCAGAUGACAGCGGAAUAAUUAUGCUUGUAAUUGCCCCAAGUCAACUCGACCAUUUUAAUAUAUCUUAUGAUCUUAGUUUUUUUUUUUUUUCAAUUUUAGGAUGGGGCUCUUAUCUAUAUUAAUGUGCAUUCAUGCAUUUAUUACUUAUAUACGAAUAUUAUUGGUGUUGUUCAAGGUUUAUGCUAGAAAAAAACAUUUUAGAAAACUGAAGCAAAUAUACCAAAUAUGCAUACUACAUACAUAUAUCUAUAGCAUAUAUCUUAUAUAUGUUUAGAUUGAAUAUUCAUUACAGGUUAUAAAAUUGCAAGCAAAAGAAUUUAGUAAUUGAUCGCCAACUGAGCUGAGGCUUUCCGGCCUUGGCCAGUUAUGGCAAGAUCUAUUAGUAGACCCACAAUUUUGGAGUUAAGGUGAAUAAACUGAAGAACUGAAGAGAGCUUAAAGCAGUAGCAUGAGCAAAAAUAAAAAUAAACAUACGGAAGUCAGUUCUUGCGAGGCGAACAGAAUAGCUGAGCGUUAUUAUGAUAGAGCUCGCGACCCUUUAGUUUUUAGAGCAUGAGCAAGAGCUUAGCUAUAAAAAUAAAGGCAGCGAACGAUAAAGUAUCAAUAUGCAUUUAAAUGGUCGUCAUAGUAUUUCAAUACAUAAACAUAAACAAAUACUUAAAUAAUAUUACAUAUUUUUGUGUGUCACAGUUUCAAAUCGAUAUAAAGAAAUACCCCCCAUAAUGAAACACAAUAUAGACGAUAUGUGUGUGUAUGUACUUCUAUGUGGCCAUAUAGAUGUACGAAUAGUCUAGUUUUAGAUGCAUUUCAAUGACAACAGAACAGACAGAAUUGAUCAAUAUAGAACGAUUUAUCGAUGAUAUUUAUGUAAACUGGUGUAUUUAUAUAUACUACAAACACAAGUAAACACAAUAUAUUUAUAUAUACGUAUAUGUAUCUAUUGAUUGUAGUAUUUAAGUGCGUGCAAGUGGAUUUCCUGAUUUCGAUUUUUUGUGGCACACUGAAAACUUUCGUCAGACGAAACUGUUGCAAAAUAAUAUAUUGUUAAACUAAUUUUAAUAUUUGUAUGCUAUUACAUUAAGUUAUAUUUAUGUCUAGUUGAUAGAAAUCGAACACAUUGAGUGCAUUUACAUACUAAUUCUGAGGAGGUCUAAUCAGGCGAUCAGACGAUUCGCGACAAGAAUCCUUUAUAGCUAUCCUGUUCUAGACCAUCUCUAGUAAGACUUGAUUUACCAACAAUUUUAAUUAGUUCACUAAUGAAGGUAUACCAUAUGUACGCUAGAAAUCCCCAACACUUGCAGCACUCGUAGAAAACUUCAAGAUAAAUGUGUGUACCUAGAAAAUAACUGUGCAAAAUGUUGUCUACGUACAAGUAACUAAAACAGAACCUACUAUACAAGAAACCGUAUAUACAUAUAUAUCUACAAUAUGCUUAACAACAGUAUUUAUUGGGAAGUCAGAUAAAAUUCCGACUAGGAAGCAGCAUAGAUGAGAUAUCAAUGCGAAGAAUUAAAUGCAAACUAUGCAUUCGAAUUUUUUUUUUUUGGCGAGCGCAGCUCAAUAGCAAAAAACGAAAGAAGAUAUAUUACUAUACAGAUAUACAUUUAAAAAUUAAUAAAAAUAUCUAUAUAUAUAUACAUAUAUAUGUGUAAGCUGCGGCUCAAAAUGAGUUUAAACACAUUGAAACCCAAUGCAAGGCAGGCACCGAAGUGAAUACUUAAAAUACGAAUGCAGCCAUUUGAAAGCAAACGCAUAAUUACGCAUGGAAACCAAAUUCCAAAUAUAUUAAAUAAAGAUUUAAAUAACCACAUACACAAGAGAAAUGCUGAAGGCGCGACAGCGAGAGCUGCGUCCUGAGGCCUAAUACACAGUUCAUAAACAUUUACCAACCAUAUAAACCAUUUACAUAUGAAUUAAACAGUUUAAAUUGGUGUCAAUGUUCAAUAUUAAAUACAUUAAAAA
Drosophila virilis is the source of this 5082-nucleotide messenger RNA. The record is from RefSeq and is a predicted model, not a curated record. Lineage: Eukaryota; Metazoa; Arthropoda; Insecta; Diptera; Drosophilidae.